AUGUCCACAACCUCUGCCCAGAAUCCUCCGAGAUGCAAGAGAGGCUGGCUGAAAUGGGCCAAGGCCCAAAUGCACCCAAAGUACGCCGAAGUACAUGACUUGGACUUCCAACUCCGCCGAAUUAUCAACACCAUUUCCUGGGACAAGAUACGCAAGAGAGUACUCGUCACUCAGGAGCCGUCCUACAUGCGACUUCUGGCCUUCCUAGGCAAUGCUCAGAACCACAGACUGCGUCCGCCUUCGCCGGUGGACUGCGAGGCAGUGAGAAUAAUGAAUGGCGGCGAAUUCCCCGACAUCAUCUCAAGCCUCCUCAGGAACGCAGGCUGGGAGCCCAGCGCAUGCACCGAUCCGUUGCUGAUUGCGAUAGAAAGAGUCUUGCGUCCUCCGCCUCCACCUCCACCAGAGCAGAAGGAGGAAGAUCUUGCUCCAAAGGAGCCGAUACCUUAA
Molecule: messenger RNA, 447 nt
Organism: Colletotrichum aenigma
Lineage: Eukaryota; Fungi; Ascomycota; Sordariomycetes; Glomerellales; Glomerellaceae
Exons: 1
Coding region: 1-447 (148 amino acids)
Source: RefSeq, a predicted model, not a curated record